This is a messenger RNA of Triticum turgidum subsp. durum (durum wheat), 1383 nucleotides long. The record is from the annotation of a GenBank genome assembly. NCBI's taxonomy places the organism in Eukaryota, Viridiplantae, Streptophyta, Magnoliopsida, Poales, Poaceae.
AUGGUGAUGACACUGGUCAUGCAGCUCAUGUUGCUGUUACUACUGCCAGUGACUCGAGUCUCAGCCCAGGAGCAGCAGCAGCCACCGCAGCAGGUUGUGCGGCCUAGCUGCCGUGACAAGUGCGGCAACAUCACCAUCCCCUACCCCUUUGGCAUCGGCGCCGGCUGCUUCCGCAACGACGGCCGAGGUGGCUUCGAGCUCGAGUGCAAUGACUCGCGCUCGACACCGCGGCUCACCGUGGCUGGCAAUGGGAUCCGCAUAACCAGCCUGUCCAUCAUCACCAGCGAGGCCAGGGCCCUCCUUAGAGCAACACGCCGAUGCUAUGACAGCAAGGGGCGCAUCACCGGCAGGAGCGGCGACACGUCCGUACCACUCAUUGGCAGCCACUACCUCUUCUCCCAGGCCAGGAACCGCCUUGUUGCGCUUGGUUGCUCCAACCUCGGCUACUUCGUCGAUGCCGCAGGCUACUACGUCAGUGGGUGCAUGGCAGUGUGCGGGCCGCAACACUUCAUUGAGUUGGGGUCCUGCACAGGCGUGGCCUGCUGCCAGAGCACGAUACCCCCGGCUAUCGACUACUACGAGCCAUACGUGCUCGACUUCACAAAGGAGCAGACAGACAAAGGCAUAGUCUCCUAUAGCAACAGCACAACCUGCCGGUAUGUGUUCCUGGCGGAGACCAAGUGGUUAACUACAACACUGACUGGUAAAAGUGAGUACCUCAACCGGACCAACAACUUCGCUGUGCCCGUCAUCCUCGACUGGGCAGUCCGAAACGUCGGCAACUGCAGCGCCGCCAAGCGCAACACAACCGACUACGCGUGCCAGAGCGCGCUCAGUGACUGUGUCGACUCCAAGAAUGGCAAUGGGUACCAGUGCAACUGCUCCAAGGGCUACGAGGGCAACCCCUAUCUACAAGAUGGAUGCAGAGGUAUACACUGUUGUCCUGUUUUACUGUUUCAUUUCCUGCUCCUUCAUCUGAUGAAUUGUUUUGCCAAAAUGGAAGACAUCGACGAGUGCAAACGCAAAGAAGAGCAACCAUGCUACGGCGUAUGUGCAAAUACUCUGGGAAGCCACACUUGCCAAUGCCCGCCAGGGACUAGUGGAGAUGCCACAACAAAGACUGGUUGCCGGCCGAAGGACAAUUUCACGUUAGCACUGAAAGUAGUUACAGGUAAACAGAUAAUUUGGCAAAUGUGUUGCUCUCGCAAUUUCACUGUUGCCCCUGCAAUUGUACUUCAGAAAGCUAAUGAUAAAUUGAUAAUGCUAUGUCGUGUUCAGGAGUCAGCGUUGGAGUGUUCUUGCCUUUGUUCAUGUGUUUCUGGCUCUACUUGGGGCUCCAGAAGAGGAAGCUUAUCAGAACAAAGCAAAUGUUCUUCGAGCUAA